Molecule: messenger RNA, 1205 nt
Organism: Gossypium arboreum
Lineage: Eukaryota; Viridiplantae; Streptophyta; Magnoliopsida; Malvales; Malvaceae
Exons: 3
Coding region: 385-1056 (223 amino acids)
Biological process (GO): protein histidyl modification to diphthamide; tRNA wobble uridine modification
Cellular component (GO): cytosol; nucleus
Molecular function (GO): metal ion binding
Source: RefSeq, a predicted model, not a curated record
CACGAACCUCAACAUAACAACAACAUUAACAGCCCCAUCAAUAUUACAUAAAAAAUUAUUACAAUCCAUUAAAAUCUUAUUUUACAACUUAGUUUUAAGACCAUCUUUAGUUUCCUUAAAACAAUAUUUAGCUUUAUUACACACAUUCUGGUAUGUUUUUCUUUAGGUCUUCAGUUCUAAUGUAACUUUUAGUAAUCAUCGUUAGUGAAAGAGUUUUUGUUUUUUGUUUUUUUUUUCUUGUUUGGAUUUUAGCAUUAGGAAGUCUUUUUUGUUGUUGUUAUUCUUCUUUGUUAUUAUCAUCACCAAACAAAGCAUUAAUGUAAUUCUUCUUUAGAUUCAUAAAUUUGCAGAGAGGCUUAUCAUAAGAAUUGGAGAGAACCCGUCAUGGAGAUGAUGAUGGUGAUAAUGAUGAUGUUGAUGAUGAUGAUGAUUGGUUCAAUGGCAGAUGAUACCAAUGAUGUUUACAGUCCAUGUGAUGAUGCCAAAGUGCAGAAACUAGAUGGGUUUACAUUUGGUGUUGCAUUUUCAAAGAAGGAAUUUUUCUCCUUCGAAAAUGUGCAGCUUUCUCCAUGUGAUAGUCGCCUUGGUUUAGCCACCAAAAGUGCACAACUUGCUGUUUUUAGGCCAAAGCUAGACGAAAUUUCUCUCCUUACCAUCAAUGGCAGCGAUCUCCUUAAAGCUGGUGGAUACAUGGUAGCAUUUGCAGGGAGGAAAUAUGCAGCCAGAUCAUUACCGAUAAUGGUUGCCGAUGACAAAAACACCAUAACUAGCUUCACUUUGGUUCUUGAAUUCAAACAAGGCACUCUACAAAAUUUAUUUUGGAAAAGUUCUGGUUGUGAUUCAUGCUCUGGAGAAUCAGCUACUUGUCUCAACAACCAAGACUGUGCAAGACCAACCUCAAAAUGUGGGCAAAAUGGGUGCAAUUUGGGCAUACAGUUAGCAUUUUCUGGGACAGACAAGAACCUUGAAGCACUCAAUUCAUGGUACGAAGUUAGCAAAUUCCGACAAAAUUCACUCUAUGGACUGUACGCAGAUUUACGUGACAAGCUUUUCUAAGUUUGCAAAUUCCCAUGAAUUGCCGAUGGCCUUCGAUUUGUUAUUAUUGAUGGUCUAUUUCUUCUACUCAUUCGAAAUUUAGACAUUCUAACUCUAAUAAACAUAUUUUGGUUACAACCUUAUAUUCAAGAUUUUUGUUUUAAAAUAAA